Molecule: messenger RNA, 3485 nt
Organism: Lacerta agilis (Sand lizard)
Lineage: Eukaryota; Metazoa; Chordata; Lepidosauria; Squamata; Lacertidae
Gene: AKAP17A
Product: A-kinase anchoring protein 17A
Exons: 4
Coding region: 433-2481 (682 amino acids)
Biological process (GO): regulation of RNA splicing
Cellular component (GO): nuclear speck; cytosol
Molecular function (GO): protein kinase A binding; RNA binding
Source: RefSeq, a predicted model, not a curated record
UUAAUUCAUUUGUUUCAAUUUCACACAGAUUUCUGGUUUCUGUAUCCACUCGAAUUCAUCUCAGUUGUGAUGCAUCAAACAACCUGCAAUGAAUUUGAAGCAAAAGACUACAGCUUUUUCUCCACAUCUUCAGUUUCUUCUUAAACACAGUUAACUUUCUUAGUACCCAUCACACAGCUUUGCAGUUUCUCUUCUUGCAGUUGGAGCACAGAAGUGCAGUGUGAUUAGGAAAGAACAUAAUAUUUUGUUGUGGACUCUAUAUAUAUUGUUUUGAUAAAUUUUAACAGAGGACUUGUUCUUAAGCCUUUAAAUGCUGCUUUCAGGAAACUGUUAAAAUGAUCAUUUAUUCAAAGAAAGGAACUACUUUCUGCCAGUGUCUAAAUCACAGAUAAGCCUACUAUCCCUUGUUUGCUUAUUGUCUUUUUUGUAGCUAUGGCAGCUGCUACAAUAGUUCAUGACACAUCAGAAGCAGUGGAGCUUUGUGCUCCUUAUGGGCUAUACCUUAAGCCCAUUACAAAAAUGACUAUCAGUGUGGCACUUCCUCAGUUAAAGCAGCCUGGGAAGUCUAUUUCAAACUGGGAAGUGAUGGAAAGGCUGAAAGGAAUGGUGCAAACACAUCAGUUCUCAACCUUGCGAAUAUCUAAAAGCACCAUGGAUUUCAUCCGCUUUGAAGGAGAGGUAGAAAAUAAGAGUCUGGUUAAAUCCUUCCUUGCAUGCCUGGAUGGCAAAACUAUAAAACUUAGUGGCUUUUCAGACAUUUUAAAAGUCCGCGCUGCAGAAUACAAAAUUGACUUUCCUACUCGACAUGACUGGGACUCCUUUUUUCGUGAUGCAAAAGAUAUGAAUGAAACUCUGCCAGGGGAAAGGCCAGACACUAUUCAUCUGGAGGGCUUGCCUUGUAAAUGGUUUGCGCUGAAAGACUCUGGCUCAGAAAAACCAAGUGAAGAAGUUCUUAUUAAAGUGUUUAGUAAAUUUGGGGAAAUACGGAAUGUGGACAUACCCAUGUUGGACCCGUAUAGGGAAGAAAUGACCGGCAGAAACUUUCAUACGUUCAGUUUUGGAGGCCAUUUGAAUUUUGAAGCUUAUGUUCAGUAUGAGGAAUAUGCAGGUUUCAUCAAGGCUAUGAACGCUUUGCGAGGGAUGAAGCUGAUGUACAAAGGUGAAGAUGGCAAAGCAGUGGCUUGUAACUUAAAGGUUUCAUUUGAUUCAACAAAACACCUGAGUGAUUCUUCAAUUAAGAAACGUCAGCUUGAAAGGCAGAAGCUCCAAGAGCUUGAAAAACAGAGAGAAGAACAAAAACGUAAAGAAAAAGAAGCAGAGGAAAGACAAAAAGAGGAGGAAAGGAAACAGAAGGAACUUGAGGAAUUGGAGAGAGAGAGAAAGAGAGAAGAGAAAUUGCGCAAAAGAGAGCAGAAACAAAAGGAUCGUGAAAUUCGUAGAAACAAAAAGCGGCUUGAAAAAAUACAAGCUGAAGAGCAAAAAAAACUACAAGAGAAAAUAAAGCUUGAGGAGAGGAAGCUUCUCUUAGCUCAGAGAAACCUUCAGUCUAUUCGAUUAAUUGCUGAACUGCUGAGCAGAGGGAAGGCAAUAAAGCUUAUGGAACAGGAGCACAACGAGGAAAAAAUCCGCCUUCAGCACUUGGAAGAAAGGAGGAGGCUGCAAGAAGCUGAACUCCGACGGGUAGAGGAAGAAAAAGAGAGAGCGCUUGGACUGCAGAGAAAAGAAAGAGAGUUGAGGGAGAAACUGUUGAGCAACCUCAUGAAUAAGAAAGUAGAAGAAACCCAUCUGAAGAAGAGUGAAGCUAAUGCACUGCAGUCUGUGCCUUUGAAAGCUCUGGUGGGUGUUCCCCAUUGCGUGGCAUCUACUUCCAUGCAGUCCCCUUUAGCCAAACCGAUGCAGCUCUGUCCUAGCGGCACAAAGGCUAAUGAAAGUGCGAGCAGUCAGCCAAAGUACUUGAAUGGAAGCCUGCAUGAGGAUGUUCUCAUCAAAGACACUAAGAUUAAUGUCAGUAACAGGGACACCGUUUCCGAUGAAAGUAGUUCAGGUGUCCUUUCAUGCAUUCCUACAAAUCAGCAACACAAGACCACCCCAGACCGUGAGCAGAACACCUGCAAGAAAGACUUGCUGUCUGAGCAAGGCAAAUGCAACAGGGAGCCGAGCAAGGGGAAGACUCGCUCGUGCAGAGACGUGGGCAACCAUCCUAGCAAGGAGAAGACUGAAAAAAGCAGGCACAGAAGAGACUUAAGUAGCGAUGAUGAAAAAUGUAGAAAAGAAAGGCGCCUCCAUAAGAAAUACUCGGCGAAAGGGAGCAGUCCUGGCCUGAGGAGCUUAAGUCGGGAAUAUGCACGGCACAGGCGAUCCUUAAGCAGGGACAGGAAGGAAGAUAAAAGAGGACGCAGUCAUGGCCACAAGAGCACAAGCAAGAAACAAAAGCACCGGAAGAGAUCUUUGAGCAACCAAAGAAGCACUUGGAGUAGGUAAUGAAGGACUUGGCCUUUUGUAAGGGCUAUCUCAGAAAGGACUGUAGUGGAGCUCUCGUUAUUCAGUCCAGGGAGGAAAAGAAAACUGAUUGGGACUUCUUCUUUUUUACUUGAAUUUAGUUUAUGGAGUCCAAUACAUACAGCUGCGCUUUUCAGAAAUAUUUUGGGGGGCUUCUUUUAUCUGUCAGCGAUGUGUUGGCUUUCUACAGUGCUAUGAAUUCUGAUCAUUCUUGCUCACGCUUUUGGUGUGAUAACCAGCCUAAUUAGGCAUUCAGCAUCUCACAUUAUUUUCAAAAUUAUUGGGUCCUUUUUCAUUUCUAAUGAUUGCAGCCACAGCAAUCUUUUGUUUAGAGACUGGCAUGUGUAUGUUUCUAAAAGGAAAUGUAAACUUGACACAUUGACCUACUUGAUUCACAGGGAAUAAGUAGUUCCAUCCAGGAAGUUCCAUCCAGGAUUUUUUGCUAUCUUAAUUGGUGCUAGAUGCAACCAUAUUUUUUUAUACACUGCUGUGAUGCCUUCUUUGCUAUUAUGACAAUUGCAAACUUGAUAGAUUGUUACAGGGCCCGAAUAGACAUUGUGUUUGCUACUUUACACAUUUCGUUCCAUUUUGAAGGAAAUAUGCCAGGGUUUUGGAGCCUUUGGAAAGCAGAUACACAGGCUGCUGUAGUUUUAGUAUUCACAUUUGACCUUUUCUUUGUUCAAACCAUUUGGUUGAAAUAGUCUUCUACAUGCAAUUUCACAGAUGUCUAUUUUGAAAGAGGGGCCUUCCUGCUAAAUUAUUUUUAUGUGCUACGUUCAGGUUCAGAGUUGUACUUUCUCUUAAGUAACUUUUUAAAUAAUAUCUUUGCUUCUGAAAAUGAAGCUCGGGAAUUUCCCCAAAAUAUUAACGUUGCAGUGCAAAACCAGCUUUUUACCAUCUAAUGGUAAAACCACAGAAGCCAUUGCCAGUGAACCCAAAUUACUGUUUCGUAUUUCGGUACAUUAAAAGAUAUAUACACCAUUAAA